UACACAAGGGAAGGCCAUGUUAACCUAAAUGCUCGUCAACGCGUAAUCAGUCACAGCUUUACAAAACUUUGACAACACAUAGAAUCUAUGGUCGACUAGAUGUAACAAUGGAGUAUUGUAGCCCUGGUCUAUGGAGAUCAAUCGUACCAUUCUUCACAGUAGUUUUCUCCUCUGCAUGUGUGUGUGGAGGUUUUCAAGUGCGUCUGGAUCCAGGACCUAACUAUGGCAAUGUUCAGAUGUACCACAACGGUACUUGGCAGAGGGCGUGUCUUUACUACUUCCAAUACUUUGGUCCAGACGUCUCACAUGUCAUGUGCAAGCAGCUUGGUUUCAACACCACACGCAAUGUAGCUAUGCGUCAAACUGGAACACAACAUGGACUAUUUUGGCAUACACGGAUUCAAUGUUCACCAGUAGAAACAAAUCUGAGUCAGUGCUAUGUAAGAAGUAUCACAAACACAACAUCCUGCUAUGAGUAUCACAUACCAAGAAUCGCUUGUUUAUCGGAUAACGAAACACGAGUUGAUAUUGUGAACCACAAUAUCACAGUCACUGAUGGAUUCAGUUUCAACGCUAUAUGCAACGUAUACACACCUCAAACAAACUUGUCCUAUCACUGGAACCACAACUGGAAGAAUUUAUUUUACUCGGGACGCUAUUUUUCUGGGAAAGGUAACAGGACCGUAGCUGGUAACUGGACUUGUUCAGUGUCUUCAAACGGCAAGACACUUGGAUCAGAUUCCACAGUGAUCAAUGUUAUUUAUCCUCCAAAACGAAUGCAAAACAAGAUCAUCUAUGCAAAAGUCGGUGACACUGUGAGUUUGAGUGAAACGGACGUUUCUUUUCCUUCUCCGGAGACGUUCACUUGGCGGAGACUUGACACGAACUCGUCCUUCGUGAGAUCUGUGACCCCGCCUGUCAUGUCUAACAUACAACAGACUGAUGCUGGGGAGUAUAUCGUUAUGAUUCAACAGCCUGCAUAUUACCUAACACCAUCUGCACCUGCACACAGAGGGAAUUAUUCGUUCGGUGUACAAUUGGUAAAGAUACGCAUUCCAUACCCGCCUUCCAUUCAGUGCGAGGAGAUUGUUCGGGUUGUGAAUGGUCAGUCUAGAACAGUACAAUGCAAAGUUGAUUCCUAUCCAAGACACGAUGUGAUGACGUGGACGCUGGCAACAACAGCUGGAACCAGAACUCAGUCAAGUCACAAGGACACCUAUCACAUUGUCAACGCCAGUGCUGGAGAUGAAGGGAAUUACACUUGUAGGGCCACCAACAACCUGACGUACCCGGAUGGUCAAGUCGAGACAGGCACUGGGACAUGUGUCAUUAAUGUAAAGGUCAUUUCGCCCAGUGGUGGAACAAGCGCGGCUGAAGGUGCUGCAAAGGGAGCCUCUGGUCAAGAGACCACAACUAGUUCUGCUGUUUGGGGAGGCAUGGCACUAAUGGCAAUCGUGGUCAUAGGACUGGUUGUAGCUGUUAUCGUGUUGGUCAUUCGACAACCUGAUAAGAAAGAAGCUCCGAAUGGAGACAAGCCAAUUGAGAUGACGACAGUGAAUAGGACAGGUGUAGCAGCCAUUUCCGGUCCUCUGUACGAGAAUGCACAAGAUCACAGGAGGAAGUGAACAAGCUGUUAUUCUGCCUUACUACUACUACUGCUACUACAGUGGGGGUAUACAUGUCACGUAUGCUGAACUAACGUCUUAACUGAUAUAUGCUGAGCUACCGUUGUAACUGAUAUAUACUGAGCUACCGUUUUAACUGAUAUACUGUUUAAGUAGGCUCAAAACAGCUUACAUUCCAGCUCACUCGCUUAUUCAUUUAACUCACUCCUACUUUCAACCUCGUCCCUAUCAGCCCCAUACCCGUGCUAAUUGGUGUCACCAAAGUUUUACUUGCAUCACUCCGGGCUUUCAACCCAUAUUAAUCUGACAUGCCUGAUAUAACUAGAAUAUUACUUAUUCAAGGGUAAGGGCCCUGAGCUGAUGAAGAGCCUUACCAGCCUGAAUGUGCCAGGAUAACCAAAACCAUCUUUGCUGCAUUUGUUAUUUUAAUCUGUAUACUACUACUACUACUACUACUACUACUACUACUACUACUACUACUAUUACUACAUUUUUUAAUCAUACGGCUGCUCAGUGGAAGGUUCAUUUAGGGAUAUCAUUUCUGUGAAGACUAGGGUCUUGUACGAAGUCCAGGAAAUGAGUUCCAAAGAUGUUCACCAGCAACCUAGAAUGUGUCUUGAUAUAGCAUGCAAACCAAAUAGGUUGGAGUACGCCGAAACUUGAUACACGAACAUGAUACAUGGUACUAAGAAACCAUGGAUCUAUGAUUCGAACUCAUAAUAGUUAGAUUUCUUAUUACACCGCUCAGGGACGCAACACUGUACCACGUUAUGGCGCCUUAGACGUCUGGAUCAAAUUUGAACCAAAAGUGAUGUUCAUGAAACGAAAUCAUGCGUUUCAUAUAAGGUGUCUUUCAUUAUGACAGUAGAGUCAUCAGGAGGUGCUGACACAAAUGCCCCCGUUCUGAUGCAAUUCAGAAAUGGAGUCAAACUACUUACACUCCACUUUUGGUUCAUUGCCUUGGAUGCCUACAGUUCACUGAUGAAACAAAUACUGCUGUUCAGUAUGUUUUAUUAUCCCAAAUCGUCAUAAGACACCAGUUGAACACUAGACUGACCUGUAAAGCAAGUUUCGUCUAGAAAUACUCAACGGCUUUGGGGUUCUGCUCCGGAAACGAGCACUUCCCUCUUUAUCAGGUUAGGUCGAACUUUUCGUUUUUAUUGUUUUUUUUAGAUCUCAGUUGUUAAACAGGCACUAGUUCACUACUAGACUGAUCUGUAAAGACAGUUUCAUCUAAUAAUUUUCUACGGUUUAGGAGCUCUGCUCCGGAAACGGAAAAGAGACGGAGCACAGACAGACGGACGGACUGUUUCAAAAAGGGGGAAUAAUAAUGACAAAAACAUGUUUUUAUCUGUGUUCUUGAAAUAUGCAAACGAAAUUACAUGAAUGUAAAUAUUCCGGAAAAAAAUACAAUUUUGAUGUGUAUGUAUGCAUCUGCCAACAUUUUCUUCCUUUCACGUUAUAUUAUACUUUAUGCAAACAAUAUCCAAGAGAAGAUAUUUUAUCUGGUGAUGAUGUAUUUCAAAUAUAUAUCACGUUAUUGUAUAAUAUUCAAACUACUAUUGUUUUUCAUUUGGCAAUUGCAUUCUUGAAGCAACCAUGUUACCAUGACAAUGCAUUUCAAUAAAACCUCUGAUUAACUGUG
Haliotis rufescens (red abalone) is the source of this 3270-nucleotide messenger RNA. RefSeq lists its product as uncharacterized. Gene Ontology annotation, cellular component: axon; neuronal cell body; plasma membrane. Gene Ontology annotation, biological process: heterophilic cell-cell adhesion; synapse organization; homophilic cell-cell adhesion. The transcript is spliced from 11 exons. The record is from RefSeq and is a predicted model, not a curated record. NCBI's taxonomy places the organism in Eukaryota, Metazoa, Mollusca, Gastropoda, Lepetellida, Haliotidae. The coding region runs from base 108 to 1625 and encodes 505 amino acids. Gene Ontology annotation, molecular function: axon guidance receptor activity.